This is a messenger RNA of Orbicella faveolata, 2294 nucleotides long. RefSeq names its product elongation factor G, mitochondrial-like. Gene Ontology annotation, molecular function: GTP binding; translation elongation factor activity; GTPase activity. NCBI's taxonomy places the organism in Eukaryota, Metazoa, Cnidaria, Anthozoa, Scleractinia, Merulinidae. Gene Ontology annotation, biological process: mitochondrial translational elongation. Gene Ontology annotation, cellular component: mitochondrion. The record is from RefSeq and is a predicted model, not a curated record.
GAUCAGACACUGAGCCCGUAUGGUCCUGUAUCUAAACGGUCAGCAUUUUCUUUACUCAUGUCAUGCGCAAGCCGGCUCACAUGCGCCUGGUAAAAAUCUUACGAAAAUUUCUUCCGCAGCACCGAUGAUAAUGAUUUAACACGAAAAAUGGGUAUAACGAAGCAACUAAUGCAACGAAGUGGACUUCGCCUACUUGCUUGCUAUACUCAAGUUGUGGUACGUCGACUGUUGUCAUCUGCAACUACGAAAGAUGUAUCAAAAAUUCGAAAUAUUGGUGUCUCUGCCCAUAUUGACUCAGGAAAAACUACCCUUACUGAGAGGUUAUUGUUUUACACUGGAAGGAUCAGUCAAAUGCACGAGGUUACAUCACCAGCUUUUGCUAUAAUUAUUUUUGUCUGUAAAUUCACCAACAGGUCAAAAGUUGUGGAAGGCGUUAUUCCAGAAGACAUGGUUCAUGAAUGUACAAAAAGACGACAAGAACUCAUAGAAACUGUUGCAGAUGUUGAUGAAGUGUUAGGAGAAAUGUUCCUGGAAGAAAUUCAGCCGACAGAGGAACAGCUAAUAGCUGCCAUUCGCCGGGCCACUAUCAAGAGAAGUUUUACACCAGUGUUUGUAGGAUCUGCCUUAAAAAAUAAAGGAAUCCAGCCACUACUGGAUGGUGUUGUGGACUUCUUACCUGACCCUUCUGAGGUGAAAAAUUUUGCUCUGGAUGGUGACAAACCUGAUGAAAAAGUUGAGCUGAGCAGUGAGAUAGGUUCCUCUCAUCCAUUUGUGGGUCUUGCUUUUAAGCUUGAGGCCGGUAGGUAUGGUCAGCUGACUUACCUCAGAGUGUACCAAGGCUCGCUCAAGCGUGGGGCCUUCAUUGUGAACACAAGGACUGCAAAACGUGUUAAGGUCCCUAGGAUAGUCAGAAUGCACUCAGAGACCAUGGAGGAAGUACAAGAGGCCAAUGCUGGUGAUAUAUGUGCUCUGUUUGGAGUUGACUGCGCUUCUGGGGACACGUUCACCGUAGAGGGAGCUAAAUUACUGUCCAUGGAGCCAAUAUUUGUUCCAGAUCCAGUUAUUUCUCUGGCCGUGGAGCCUAACAACAAGAAUGACUUAGCACAGUUCUCAAAAGCCCUCAGUCGGUUCGCGCGAGAGGACCCAACAUUUAGAGUGAGUUUCGACGACGAAAGCAAAGAGACUAUUAUUUCUGGCAUGGGCGAGCUUCAUCUUGACAUCUACACAGAGAGAAUGCGCACAGAGUAUAAUUGUCCGGUUAUCGCUGGUAAACCAAAGGUCGCCUUCAGAGAGACAAUAGGCAAGGCAGCCAGCUUUGACUAUCUUCAUAAGAAGCAGAGCGGUGGAGCGGGUCAGUUUGGCCGUGUUAUUGGCAGAAUCGAGGUAUCUUUUACUCGUUUUAUACCAGCAUUUUCGGUCACAUGGGCUUAUUAUCAUCCUCUGUUGACAGCAUUUCCUAAAGCUGCACCCCUUAUUUUGGAGCCCAUCAUGGCGGUAGAAGUUAAUAUUCCUCAGGAAUUCCAAGGAGUGGUUAUUGCUGGGCUGAACCGCAGACGCGGAGUGAUCACGGGCACAGAUGCAGCCGAAGGUUACGUCACAAUCUAUGCCGAGGUGCCAUUGAAUGACAUGUUCGGAUAUUCGACGGAUCUGCGCUCCCAAACACAGGGUAAAGGAGAAUUCGCUAUGGAAUACUGUAAAUACAUGGCCGCUUCACAACAAGUACAAGCCGAGCUCAUGGAAAGAUUUGACUUGGAGAGGCUCAAGAAAACAAAGUCAAGAUAAUGUAUGGUUCCUCCCAGGCCCUGCGCGGUCAUGUCUUCGCACUUCCUUCAAUGGACUAGUACCGAUGUUUUUGUAGUCGCGGAGUCCUGGUAAAGACAAAAUCGAAGGAUUAUGAAAAAAAACGAAUUCAAGUGCAAAUUCAAAAAAAAAGAAAAUGGAGUAUUGGUUUUCGAAAGAAAGCUGGAAAGUAAAAGCUAUAUUUAUUGUGGGCUAAUGUACAGAUCACUUCUCGUUCUGUUAAUGGAACAUAUCUCGCUGACACGGGAAUUUAUUUCACAAGCUUAGCUGAACUCCAUUGUGUAACAGGAGAUGCUCACACGGGGAACAGAAAUCGGGAAAUCACACCCUUUGAUUCUUCGCCAUUACGUCUUUAAAUAAGCCCCAACCUAUAGGCUGACGAAUUUAAAACAAGAAAUCUUUAAACAAGACGUAGUUAUUUUAUAUCGCUCAUUCCCCAAUUCAGUUUUCCUUGUGUCCCGAAAUGUACUUCUAUAAAUUUUGUUUGUGCUCAA